Opisthorchis viverrini is the source of this 849-nucleotide messenger RNA. RefSeq lists its product as hypothetical. Bases 1 to 849 code for a protein of 282 amino acids. The record is from RefSeq and is a predicted model, not a curated record. Lineage: Eukaryota; Metazoa; Platyhelminthes; Trematoda; Opisthorchiida; Opisthorchiidae. The transcript is spliced from 3 exons.
AUGGGGACGAAGGUCAAGUGGAAGGAUCGACAGAAUUCUGGAAGGAGUGGACUGGGGUCGCGGAAGCUGGGCAGUCGAUGGCAAGGGCCGUUUAUCGUCAACGACUGCCGGGGGAGCGUCUAUAUCAUUCAAGAUGGUCGAGGAUCGAAAGUAGUGAAUGGGACGCAGCUUCGCAGGUGGCAUGAUACACCCGAAGAGCGGCCGAUCCGAAACAUGACGUCAAUUCAUACGGAUCGCCCUCCGCAGCCAUUGGUAGACCACAAUAGAUGUGGGCGGAAUGGCUGCCCGUCGAACGUCAAACGCGGUUUGCAAGGCCACGCCUGGAAGGCCUGGUGGCAUUUCAAAUGCACGGGUUUACAGGACGACCAGAUAAGCCGACCAACCAACUCUCCUGCCCCGUUAGUCUUUGCCAGCUGCCUCUACGUCAAGGAUGCAAUGCAUACCGCAGCGAAGACAAGAGUCCCUCGAAACGGUACCCACUCCCCAGUGCAGAUGCCGAAAGACCACUGCCACUGUUCCGCUUUAAUCGGGAUACUCGACGCGAAAUUAGAGCGUCUUUCGAAGGCAUUGGAGGACUCAGGCGCUAAGAAUGCAGCGACCUGGGCAAAAGUCGACAAGGAACAUUCCUCGCUGAACCAAUACCUCCUGAUCACUAUUAGACAUUUAUUUAUGCGAAUCCUCGCGCUGGCGAGCAUACUGCCCCGCGCUGAGAACAUAAAGAGCAGUGCUACACCCUUUUUUCACUUGUGCCUUCCAGGUGAACGACAGCCACUGACCUACAAGAACAAAACCGACCCGGGAAACUUGGGCAAAAGCCUCGAUCCUGUGUAUCAAUCCGUGAAUCCGUGA